CUCCCUCCAUCCCUCCCUCUCUCUAUCUCUAGUAGACUAGUGAAGUCAUCUUGCCUCAUCUGCUCCUUUUAAGCCGGCAUUUUUGAGAGGGAGGUUCCUGCGACGCAUAUACAAACACUCAGCCAAACACUCACACCACACGCUGCACUAGUAGCCAGCAGAGAACUGAACUAUUCCUUCACACAGAACAGGAAGUUGAAGUGACCUGACAACAAGAUGGCAACAAAGGGAGUCAGCAUGGCUAACAAAGGUCCAUCCUAUGGCAUGAGCCGGCAGGUUCAGGAUAAGAUCGACAGCAAGUAUGACCCUGAGCUUGAGCAGAUCCUGGUGGAGUGGAUCACCCGUCAGUGUGGCUCUGGUGUGGGAAGACCAGAGGCAGGCAAAAUGGGAUUCCAGACUUGGCUGAAAGAUGGAUGUGUUCUGAGUGAACUGAUUAAUAGUCUGUUCGCUGGAGAGAAACCUGUAAAGAAGAUCCAGACCUCAACCAUGGCCUUCAAACAGAUGGAGCAGAUCUCCCAAUUCCUCAAUGCUGCCGAGAAAUAUGGUGUCACCAAGACUGAUAUGUUCCAGACUGUGGACCUUUGGGAAGGUAAGGACCUGGCGGCAGUGCAGAGGACCCUGUCAGCUCUGGGUAGCUUGGCCAUCACUAAGAAUGAAGGGACAUACAAUGGGGAUCCGAACUGGUUCUUCAAGAAAGCACAGGAGAACAAGCGGGAUUUCAGCGAUGAACAGAUGAAGGCAGGAAAAAACGUGAUUGGCCUACAGAUGGGUUCUAAUAAAGGAGCCAGUCAGGAGGGCAUGAGCUAUGGAAGACCCCGACAGAUCCUGUAAAAUCACUGUGCCACGCAUACCCUUACACCAUCUUAGAGCCUGUAAGCUUUCAACCGGUCCACUACAAUUGCUCUUUCAUCAUUAAACCUUUCUGCUUUAGAAUAGCCCCCAACUUCCUUGGUCCCUGAAUCCCUUAUGUAGAUGCCUGCAGUGGUGACUAUCGCAGAGCUCACCACGCUUAGUCCUCCCCUCUGCAGUUAGAACCAGCUCAUGUUUGUAGUCUUAAGUGGAAAGAGAAACCUUAAAAAUGACCAAUACAUUGACUUGGAGGUAAAAACACCAAAAUAACCACAUCCCAAAUUCAAGCUGUUUCCUGUUUCUUCAGUGUACAGUGUUUAAGAAACGGCACGUAUUACAGACAACUGACCAGUUUCAUUUGGCUAGUUUUCAUCUAGGCUCCCAUGAUUCUACACUUGCUGUGUCAGUGCCAAUAUUUUUGUACAUUGUCUUAUUAAAUAAUGAGUUUAAAAUA
Molecule: messenger RNA, 1303 nt
Organism: Scatophagus argus
Lineage: Eukaryota; Metazoa; Chordata; Actinopteri; Scatophagidae
Gene: tagln
Product: transgelin
Exons: 6
Coding region: 217-831 (204 amino acids)
Molecular function (GO): protein binding
Source: RefSeq, a predicted model, not a curated record